Molecule: messenger RNA, 1264 nt
Organism: Belonocnema kinseyi
Lineage: Eukaryota; Metazoa; Arthropoda; Insecta; Hymenoptera; Cynipidae
Product: odorant receptor 49a-like
Exons: 9
Coding region: 110-1141 (343 amino acids)
Biological process (GO): sensory perception of smell; detection of chemical stimulus involved in sensory perception of smell
Cellular component (GO): plasma membrane
Molecular function (GO): olfactory receptor activity; odorant binding
Source: RefSeq, a predicted model, not a curated record
UACUUAUAGAAUUUCAUACGCCACAGGACUCUGGCCUUAUCUAAGCAAAUCACAAAAAUGGUUCAAAAGAAGUCUCUUUUUUAUUCUUACUCUCACAUUAGCCGUACCAAUGUGGAUUGGUCUGUUCAAAGCUGUUGGUGAUAUUAAUUUGCUGUUUGAGUGCUUCCCACCCAUAGUUAUUUUAACAUUCGGCAAUAUAAUGUUUUUUAAUUUUAUAAUAAAUGCUAAUGAGCUGAAAAUGUUACUAGAAAAAAUUGAGAAAGACUGGAUAAUCUGGUCAACAGAACCGGAAUUUAGAAUUUUGAAAAACUACGCCGAGGCGGGAAAAAAAUUCAGAGUGGCGUACUUUGUAACUCUAAUGGGUGUGUUGGCGUGUUUUAUGGCCGUACCAGGUUUGCCACAAUUUUUAAAUUGGGUAAGACCGUUAAACGAUUCCAGGCCUAAAGAGUAUAUUUAUUAUACUGAAUAUGGAAUUGACGUUGAGGAAUAUUACAUCCCAAUUUUUCUCCAUAGUUACUUUUUCAGUUUCAUCAAUUUUAUACUUCUUCUUAAUGGAGAUAUGAUGUUCAUGGCCUGUACUCAACAUGUCUGUGGAGUUCUUGCAGCAAUGGGAUUCAAGCUGAAAAAUCUCAUCAACGAAAAUCUUUCAAUGGAACGUGACAAUAAUUAUCAAACGAAAAUUGAUAAUAAAAUUAUCUUUUGCAUUAAACAGCACCAGGAACUGAUAGUUUUUUUAGAGAACAUGCAUAAAUGCUUUAGUUUCGUCUUCCUGGCAACAGUUUUAUUUAAUAUGCUGAUUAUAAGUGUAACAGGAGUCCAGACUGUAAUGAACUUAGAGCACCCGGAAGUUGCAUUUAGGUUUGCAUCUUCGACGGUUGGCCAAAUGUUUCAUCUUUUCUUCCUAACAAUACCAUGUCAGCAAAUGAUUGAUCUCAGCCUGAACAUUUCGGAUUCAGUGUACACAUCAAAUUGGUACAUCUUGCCUUCACGUUCCCGAAAAUUGUUGCUGAUGUUAAUGAGAAGGAGUUCAGAACCAUUUGAAUUUAUAGUUGCAAAAUUAUAUACGUACUCUAUGCAGAAUUUCGGAGUGGUAAUUAAAACUUCAAUUUCAUACUUCACGGUACUGGUUUCGUUACAAUGAGGAAAGUAUGGCUUCGAUUAUCACCAAAUGUGUUUAGAAAUUAUUUUUAAUCGUUAUAAUAAGAUAUAUCGAAGCUAUAGAUAAUCAAUUAUAAUUUGAUUUGAAGAAACAAUCUGAAACUGA